AUGGUGUCUUUCUGGCCCUGGAAGGGCGACGACAACUCCCCCGCCUCCUUUGAAAAGACCUUGUCAACGUUAUCCACCAAGAUCGCCCAGUCGACCACGCGACUGGACCAGCAGCGCCAAACAGCCCGUCGGUUCAAGGCUCUUUGGACCCUCUAUUCGACCUUUGCAUAUCUCUUCUACUCGAUCGUGCUUGCGCUGGUACUAGGAUGGGAGAGCUGGGGUGUCAAGGAGUACGCCGCUAUUGCAGGCGGCCCAGUGCUGAUAUACGGGGUACGAACGGCCGGUGCUCGUCUAUUUGAAUACCGCAUCUCCAGAAGCCAGCGCCAUGUCGAUGAGCUGAGCAAACAGCGUGACGAGACUAUCGAGAAGCUCAAAGUCGCGACCAAGUACAACUCUACUCAACAGUUGCUGGAGAAGUAUGGCGGCGAGUCGCCAAAGACUAGCCCCAACGCCAAGGGUGGUCCCGACAACCGAAAGCCAGGUACACCUUCGCAGAAGCAGCAGCAGCAGCAGCAGCAGCAACAUGUAGCCCGUACGGGGCUACCCCCUCCUCCAACCGCGAACAUCCGCCGUCCUCCUCCUCCUGGCCAGUCUCCCAUCGGACCUGGCAAUCCUCCCUCGUCUCCUCCCAACCAACCUCCUCAACAACAGCAAGCUCUCCCAAACACACCCUCCACACCUCCCAUCCCUCAACAAUUCACCGACGAGCCGGGCUUCGCGCCAAACGCGUUCCCAAGCUCCGGGCAGUACAUCGAACAACCGCACUGGUACGAUCGACUCUUGGACGUGCUCCUUGGUGAAGACGAGAUGCAGCCACGCAACCGCAUGGCCAUGAUUUGUGGCUCGUGUCGCCUGGUCAAUGGCCAGGCACCACCGGGUAUCAAGACUCUCGAGGAACUGGGCCGCUGGCGGUGUGGCAGCUGUGGGGCGUGGAAUGGCGAAGUGAGUGAAACGACGAAGAUUUUGUCGACCUUGAGGCAGAAUGCCGGUCCGGCUGAGGGUGCGUACGGGCCGAGUUCCACCGCCGAGGCUGAUGUCCAGGCUGGAGAUGUCAGUGAUGAAGAGAUGAUGGUUACUGUUAGCGAGGAGGAUGAGCAAGGUGACCGGGAUUCUGAUCAGGGCGGGGAGGGCGAGUCCGAUCAGACGAGCGCAGAACCAAAGGCUGAACCUGUUCGUCGGUCAAAGCGUGGCAAGGGCAAACAGUAG
Penicillium subrubescens is the source of this 1206-nucleotide messenger RNA. RefSeq lists its product as uncharacterized. Lineage: Eukaryota; Fungi; Ascomycota; Eurotiomycetes; Eurotiales; Aspergillaceae. The transcript has 3 exons. The record is from RefSeq and is a predicted model, not a curated record. Gene Ontology annotation, biological process: endoplasmic reticulum tubular network organization. Gene Ontology annotation, cellular component: endoplasmic reticulum tubular network. Bases 1 to 1206 code for a protein of 401 amino acids.